Messenger RNA from Amblyraja radiata (thorny skate), 10144 nucleotides. RefSeq names its product laminin, alpha 2 (gene lama2). Gene Ontology annotation, cellular component: basement membrane. Lineage: Eukaryota; Metazoa; Chordata; Chondrichthyes; Rajiformes; Rajidae. Gene Ontology annotation, biological process: regulation of embryonic development; regulation of cell migration; tissue development. Gene Ontology annotation, molecular function: extracellular matrix structural constituent; signaling receptor binding. The record is from RefSeq and is a predicted model, not a curated record. Bases 114 to 9701 code for a protein of 3195 amino acids. The transcript is spliced from 65 exons.
CAGCUUCAUCGCCUCACUCAAAGUCAUUGCAGAUCAACGAGAAGAAAGUUUGCGGCUGAAGUGAGCAAAAGCUCUGGGAAUGAAGUAAGAGUGGCGCAAAAAACUCCACCAGAAUGAAAACUUUGUGUUCGUUUUUGUUUGCGGUGACAACACUGUCGUGCUGGAAUUACAGCCAUGGUCGUCAGCAGAGAGGGUUGUUUCCGGCAGUGUUAAAUCUUGCCACCAUGGCUGAAAUCAGUACCAAUGCCACUUGCGGUCAGAAUGGACCUGAGAUGUAUUGCAAACUUGUUGAACAUGUUCCUGGACGACCGUUUAGAAACCCACAGUGCAGAAUCUGUUCCAUGAAUAGUAAAAAUCCAAGGGAACGCCAUCCAAUAACAAAUGCAAUUGAUGGCACAAACCGCUGGUGGCAAAGUCCCAGUACACAAAAUGGAAUGAAAUACCAUUAUGUUACUGUCACCCUGGAUCUUAAACAGACGUUCCAGAUUGCAUACAUUAUAAUAAAAGCUGCUAAUUCUCCACGACCUGGGAAUUGGAUUUUGGAACGCUCAACUGAUGGGAUCACAUUCAAACCAUGGCAAUACUACGCGACAACUGAUACAGAGUGUCUGACCCGCUACAACAUUAUGCCUCGGCGAGGCAACCCAACUUAUGUAAAGGAUGAUGAAAUUAUUUGUACCUCAUUCUACUCAAAAAUCCAACCCCUUGAAAACGGUGAGAUCCACGCGUCUCUCAUUAAUGGAAGGCCCAGUGCUGAUGAUCCAUCCCCAACCCUUUUGGAAUUUACCACUGCUCGCUAUAUUCGUCUGACGUUUCAGAGAAUUAGAACGCUUAAUGCUGAUCUUAUGACUUUGGCAUAUAAUGAUGCAACAGAUAUUGACCCUAUUGUAACUAGAAGGUAUUACUACUCUCUGAAAGAUAUUUCUGUUGGUGGGAUGUGUAUUUGCUAUGGACAUGCACGUGCUUGCCCUCUUGAUUUGGCAACAAAUAAAUUUAUUUGUGAAUGUGAACACAACACCUGUGGAGAAAAUUGUAAUCAUUGCUGCCCUGGAUUCCAUCAGAAAGCAUGGGAACCUGGAAGCUUUUACAGUAGCAAGUCGUGUGAACAAUGUAAUUGUCAUGGAAAAGCUCACGAUUGCUAUUAUGACCAGAAUGUAGCGAACAGGAGACAUAGUUUGGACAUAAAGGGCGAAUACAACGGUGGUGGUGUAUGCGUUAAUUGCACCAGCGAUACUAGUGGAAUAAAUUGUGAAUCCUGCAUUGAUGAAUUCUUCCGACAUGAAUGGGUUUCUCCUCAUGAACCAAAUCCAUGUAUUCCUUGCUCAUGCAGCUUAAUUGGAUCUGUGAAUAAUAAUUGCAUUAAGGACGUCAAACAGAUUGAAAGAGAUCUGCUUCCAGGGCACUGUCAUUGCAAGCCUGGUUAUGGAGGAGAUAAGUGUGACAGAUGUGCAUAUGGUUUUACUGGCUAUCCUAACUGCGUUCCAUGUGACUGUAGUGUUGAAGGAAGCUUGAAUACUGAUCCUUGUCUUGGGAAAUGCAUUUGUAAGGCAAACACCGAAGGAAAGAACUGUGGCCGGUGCAAAAGCGGAUUCUUCAAUUUGAAGUUAGAGACCUAUGAAGGCUGUGACCAAUGCUUCUGCUCAGGGGUAUCCAGUGUAUGCAAAGGCUCUACCUGGGCCUACGAUAAUAUGAAUUCCAUGUCUAAUUGGUACCUCAGUGAUUUACACGGAAUUUCAGAAUUUCAUCCCAGGCAGGACAUCCAGGGUGGUCAAGUGGAGUUGAGCUUAUACAGCCGUGGGGACAGCAACAUUUUACCAUCAGUGUUCUAUUGGAGUGCACCAAAUGAAUACCUGGGCCCAAAGCUGGCAGCAUAUGGAGGGAAAUUGAUUUUCACCAUCUCUGAGUACGCCACUGAACACCUGCCACGAAAGCUGAAGUCUCAGGUCUUCUUAGAGGGUAAUGGUAUCUACAUAACCAGUGAUAUUGAAGGAAUUCAAAUGGAUCCAUUGACUGCACAUACUGAAGUGAUAAGUCUACGACCUGAAAAUUUUGUCAUUCAUACAACUAGGUCACGUGUGAACAGAAAGGACUUCAUGACUGUUUUGGCAAAUGUUACCCGUCUUUUAAUUAGUGCCACCUAUAACAGCGAGCGUACUGCCAUCUAUAGGUUGAGCUCUGUUGUGCUCCAGAUAGCUAAUCCAAAUUCAUUAGGCCAAUACACAGCUUCAAGUGUUGAGAUUUGUCAGUGUCCCCCAGAGUACCGUGGCACAUCUUGUGAAUCCUGUGCAUCUGGAUACAGAAAAAUAAAUGGCACCCUAUAUGGAGGAAUCUGUGUACCAUGUAUUUGCUAUGGUCAUUCUAACUACUGUGAUGACAUUACUGGAGAAUGUUUGAACUGCCAACAUGACACAACUGGCCUGUUUUGUGAUAAAUGUCGUCCUGGGUUUUAUGGAUAUGCUACUCGAGGAACACCUAAUGACUGUCAACCCUGCAGUUGUCCAUUACUCAUUUCUUCAAAUAACUUUAGCCCGACUUGUUACCUGGAUACCAGGGGAGAGGUAAUAUGUGAUCAAUGUCCUCCUGGUUAUACGAGGACACGAUGUGACAGAUGCUCUGAAGGGUACUUUGGACGCCCCACUAAACCAGGUGGCUCUUGUCAGCCUUGCCAGUGCAACAAUAAUCUUGAUCUAUCAAUACCUGGCAGCUGCAAUUCAUUAACAGGCGAAUGCCUACGAUGCAUUCAGGGAAUUACUGGUCGGUUUUGUGAUGAAUGUGCUGAUGGAUUUUUCGGAGAUGCUGUUAUAGCCAGGAAUUGCCAAGCCUGUGAAUGCCAUGCCAACGGAUCAGUUGCUAACUUGUGCGACAAGCAGACUGGGCAAUGCAAGUGCAAAAACAAUGUUGCAGGAAGACAGUGUGAUCAUUGCUUGCCUAACUGUUGGUGGGAUCACAAAAACAAGAUCUGCAUGUCAUGUCAGUGCAGUCCCAUUGGUUCCAUGUCACUUCGAUGUGACAAAGAAGGUAACUGCAUCUGCAAACCUGGCUUCUUUGGGAAGCAGUGUGAUCUCAGUGGGCAGGCCCAUGAAGGGAAGUACCAGGAGGAUGUCCAGAUGGCAAGACCUGCAGUGGGCCAUCGACGAAGGUGGUGGACAACUGGCAUUGGUGGAUGUCCACGUGGUGCAUACAAACCCGCUUCACCCUCUGUCACUGGGAGUGAAGCUUAUUAUCUACAUUCUUCAAGAGGCUGUGUUCCUUGUAAUUGCAAUUCUUUUGGCUCAAAAUCAUUUGACUGUAAUGAUAAAGGACAAUGCAAGUGUCAGCCUGGAGUGACAGGUCUGAAAUGUGACAGAUGUGCUGCUGGCUUUUAUAACUUUCAAGAAGGCGGAUGUACCCAAUGUCAAUGUGCCCAUGUCGGCAAUCACUGUGAUUCAGAAACUGGCCAGUGUGUCUGUCCUCCAAACACAGUGGGUGAAAAAUGUGACAAAUGUGCUGUGAAUUUCUGGGGUCACAGCUUUGUCAGUGGAUGCAAACCCUGCAAUUGUACUGCUGGGGGAUCUUUAAACCUUCAAUGCGAUGAUGUUACAGGCUGCUGCUUCUGCAGACCAGAGUUCAUAGGAGAAAAGUGUAACCAAUGCAGGGCAGGUCACUGGAAUUAUCCACGAUGUAUACAUUGUAACUGUAACCUGGCCGGGACCGAAAGUCGAACCUGUGAUGAGAUAGGAAUUUGCUCAUGUUCAGAGCAUAGUGGACAGUGUAGCUGUAAGAUGAAUGUGGAAGGGAAUAGUUGUGACAGAUGCAAGCCUGGUUCCUUUGCACUCUAUUCAAGCAAUCCUUAUGGAUGCAGUACUUGCUACUGCUCAGGUGUAACUUCGCAAUGUACUGAGGCAAAAGGACUGAUGCGUAAGAGACUGACUCUUAAACCAGACCAGAUUGUCCUGGAAAUAGUAAAUAAAUUAAAUGACCGAACAACAACAGAUGGUGUCUUUCAUCAGCAUCCAGAGAUAGUAGCUAAUGUUGCUACAGUGAUCCAGCAUCUUCUCUAUGAGCCUUUUUAUUGGAAACUUCCAGAGCAGUUUGAAGGGGAAAAGCUCUCUGCCUAUGGCGGCAAGUUGAGGUACGCCAUUUAUUUUGAAGCCAGAGAAGAAGUGGGCCAAUCAAGCUACGAGCCACAAAUUAUCCUGAGAGGUGGUCCUACCAAAGAGAUUAUAAUUAUGCGGCAUUUAUCUGCACCUCAAAUUGGUCAAUUGACCAGACACGAGGUGGAGCUCACUGAGCAUGAAUGGAAAUAUGCCCGUUCACCAGAUGGCAGACCUGUGUCUCGCAAAGACUUCAUGGACGUGCUAUUUGAUAUUGAUUCUAUCCUCAUCAAGGCCUCUUAUGGGACUUUUAUGAGACAAACCAGAAUCUCUGAGAUCUCUAUGGAAGGAGCUGAAGCCAGUGGCAGCUACAGCAUGACUGAAAGUGCCCAACAGAUUGAACAAUGCAUGUGUCCUGAAGGUUAUUCUGGUCUCUCAUGCCAGGAGUGUGUUCAGGGUUAUUACAGGUUACCACUAAGAUCAGCAAUCACAGGUCCAAGACCUGUAGUGUGGAGCUGUGUACAUUGUCAGUGCAAUAGCCACAGUGACAUCUGUGAUCAGAAGACUUCCAUUUGCCAGAAUUGCCGUGACAACACAGCUGGUGAGCAUUGUGAGGUGUGUGCUCCUGGAUACUAUGGCAUUGUAAGAGGGUCUCCAAAUGACUGCCAGCCAUGUGCCUGUCCUCUUCAAAUUUCUAGUAACAACUUCAGUCCCACCUGUACUAUGGAAGGGCAUAACACUUAUCGCUGUAACGCAUGUCAAGAAGGAUAUGAGGGGCAGCACUGUGACAGGUGUGCACCUGGUUACUAUGGUAAUCCACGAAUUGAAGGAAGAGGUUGCAUACAAUGUGAGUGUGAUCCUAUUGGUUCGUUACCUGCACCAUGUGACAAAGUCACGGGUCAGUGUAAUUGCCGACCUGGAAUGAGGGGCUGGACCUGCGAUAAAUGCAUGGAGUGGCAUGCACGUGAAGGCAUGGAGUGCAUCUCUUGUGACGAUAAAUGCACCGGACUUCUUUUGAGUGACCUUGAACAUUUUGACCAAAUGAUCACAAGGCUGAAUCUUUCUGGACCCUUUCCCCCUCCUUAUAAGGUGCUUUUUGGACACGAAAAUGCAUCUCAAGAAUUGAGGUACCUAAUGUCACCUCAGAGAGCUCCAGAAAGACUUCUACAGCUGGCAGAUAGUAACCUGGAUACUUUGAUCACAGAGAUGGAUGAAUUACUGAACAGGACAUCAAAAGUUUCUGCAGAUGGUGAGCAAACAGAUAAAGACACCGAAAAGACACUCAAACGAGCAAUGGAGUUGGAAAAAUCCAUCAAAUAUGUUAUGCUGGCCUCUCAAGAUUUAAAAGACAAAUCUAAAAAGUUAAAUGAAACCAUUAGAAUCAAAGAUGGCGUUUCGGGGAAAAACAUACAACACAUACAGAAGGAUGUAGAAAAUAUGAUGGCAAAGAUGCGAGAGCGAUCAUUUGAUAAGCAUGAAGAAGUGGCUGAUGAUGAACUUGAUGCUGCCAUUACACUUUUAGAGAAAGUGAAAAAGAUGUUUGGUGAUCCCCAUAAAACUACUCAAGAUCUUAAGGAUGAUGUUAUGGGCAAAAUUGCUGAUUACAAAGAAAAAUUUGAUGAAGCUCAGGAAUUGUUGAAAGAAGCACGAGAAAAAAUUGAAGAAACUGACCACUUGUAUGCUGUUAAUCAAAGAAAUAUGACUGCACUGGAGAAAAGGAAGCAGGCAGUUGAAGAUGGAAAAAAGGACACUGAAGACAUACUGAAGGAUGGACAUGACCUUGUAGCUGAAGCCAAUACACAUUUGGAAGCUCUCACAUUGGGAUUGGAUGAACUAAAAAAGCAAGAACAUCUGGAGCCAUUAACUACAGAGCUAAAAGACAAACUGGAUGAAUUGGCAGCAGGUAUUCAUGAUGAGAAGCUUCCAGAACUGGUCCUCCAGGCAGAAUAUCAUGCUGCAGAAUUAAAUGACUCAUCUGGAAUCCUGGAUGGCAUCCUUGCAGAAGCCAAGAACUUGUCCUUGAAUGCAACUGCUGCCUUCAGAGCUUACACUAAUAUCAAAGAAAAAAUUGAUGAAGCUGAAAAAAUUGCAAAAGAAGCCAAAAAUACAGCUAAUCAAGCUGUGAGACAGGCAUCUGGUCCAGAUGGAUCUUUAAAGGAUACUGCCAAGAACUCACUACAGAUGAGCUUUAAACAGUUGAAUGAAGCCAAACGAUUGGGGGCAGAUGUAAAGGAAAAGGAAUACGACUUGAAUAAUUUACAAAAUAGGUUGAAGAAUGGUACAACAAAAAAUAAUAACUUGCUGAAAGCCUUGAACAAUACUCUUGCAAAACUCCAAGCCAUUCCCAACGAUGCAAGCAUCAAGAUACUAGCGGCUAAAGAUAAAGCAAAACAGGCAAAUGAUACUGCCAAUGCAGUGCUGGCAGAAAUAAAAGACUUGAACCAGAAUUUACUUGGAUUGCAGGACAACUGCAGCAAAUUGAAAGAAGAUGUUGCCAAAGCAAAUGCUGCCAUUAACACUCCUGCUAAAAUAAUUGCUGACGCUGAUAUGAAAGUUAAAGAGUUGGAAGAGAAAACAGAUAGUUUACUGGAUAAACUGAAACCUAUCAGAAAUCUACAGGACACUCUAGGAAAGAAUAUCUCUCACAUCAAAGAGCUAAUAAAUCAAGCUCGAAAACAUGCCAACUCUAUUAAAGUUUCGGUAUCAUCCGGUGGGGACUGUAUCCGCACUUAUAGGCCAGACAUAAAAAAGGGUACCUACAAUUCAAUUGUUCUGAAUGUGAAGACUUCGGAGCUCGAGAAUCUGCUAUUUUACCUUGGAAGUGCCAAAUAUACUGAUUUCUUAGCGAUUGAGAUGCGUAAAGGUAAAGUCAACUUCCUAUGGGAUGUGGGAUCUGGUAUCGGACGUGUUGAAUAUCCUGAUUUGAUCAUUAAUGACCAGUACUGGUAUAGAAUUGAAGCCUCAAGGUUUAGAAGAAAUGGUACCAUUUCUGUACGUGCUCUGGAUGGCCCAAGAGCAAGCAUCAUGCCAACUAAAUACAGCGCAGUGUCGCCUGAAGGCUAUACAAUACUUGACGUGGAUUCAAAUGCUUAUCUCUUUGUCGGUGGUUUGACUGGUGAUGUCAAGAAAUCAGAUGUAGUCAAAACAACGACAUUCACUGGUUGUAUGGGAGAAACUUCGUUGGAUCGUAAACCUAUUGGAUUGUGGAAUUACAGGAAUAGGCAGGGAGAAUGCAAAGGCUGUGUUGUGAGCCCACAAUCCACUGAUACUGAAGAAACAGUGCAGUUUGAUGGUGAAGGUUACGCAGGUGUUAGUCGACCAACUCGCUGGAAUCCGAAUGUGUCAGCAAUUGCUUUCAAAUUUAGGACCUUUUCUUCUGAUGCACUUCUUAUGUAUCUUGCCACAGAUGACUUGAAAGAUUUCAUGAGCAUUGAAUUAGCUGAUGGGAGAAUAAAGGUCAGCUACGAUCUAGGCUCAGGUACAGUUAAUGUCACCAGUAAAGCCCGUCACAAUGAUGGAAGAUGGAAGUCAUUCACAUUAUCAAGAAUUCUGAAACAAGCAAACAUUUCCAUACAUGAUGCAGUAAGCAACACAGAAGAAAGUCUGCACAUAAGUUCUCCAGGAACCAACCACGGUCUCAAUCUGAAAAAUAACGGGAAGAUAUAUUUUGGUGGCUUGCCUAUAUUACAUAAUUUAAGCAUGAAGGCCAGGCCAGAAGUCAGUUUGAAGAAAUAUGGUGGCUGUAUCAGAGAUAUAGAAAUUUCACAGUCACCAUACAAUUUAUUGAGUGGCACAGAUUACCUGGGCUUGACCAAAGGUUGCACAUUGGAGAAUGUAUACACUGUUAGCUUCCAUAAACCUGGAUUCGUCGAGCUUCAACCACACUCAUUGAAUAUAGGCACAGAAAUAUCUUUUUCUUUCAGUACUAAAAAUGAGACUGGAAUGAUACUUUUUGGAAGUGGAAGGAAUUCAGCUCAGCUUGGGAGAAAACGACGACAAACAGGACAGGUCUACUAUGCAGUUUUCCUAAACAGAGGGCGCUUGGAGGUGCAUCUUGCCACUGGGACUCGAGAACCUCGGCGUGUUACAGUCAAAACAGAAUCUGAACUGUUCAGUGAUGGAAAGGAACAUAGUGUUCGACUGCAUAGAUUGAAGGGAUCCCUCACUGUACAGGUGAAUGAAGAAAGAGCUCAAAAACUACGACUAUCCAACGAUCAACCUCUCAGCAUUAAAAGACUAUUUGUUGGAGGAGCUCCUACCUCAUUCCUACCUAGCUCAUUAAGAAAUAUCAUCCAUUUUGAAGGUUGCAUAUGGAACUUAGUAGUUAAUUCAGUACCUCUGGAUUUCGCUCAACCGGUAUCUUUUGAGCAUGCAGACAUUGGCAGGUGCCCAAUUCUAAAACCUUCAAAACUACAUCCUAAAGAAGAUGAGACCGAAACGGUAACCAAAAUCCCAGCUGAAAUCUCUCCAAAACCUAUCCUAGAAAUGAGGAUUCCUACACCUGAUCCUACAUCAUGUGCUGCUGACCUUCCUCCUGUCAUGCUGGUAAAAGCCAAGUACUUUGGCCUAUCCAAAAACAGUCAUGUUGCCAUGGAAUUUGAUGAUACCAAAGUCAAAUCUAGCCUCAUAAUUGAGUUUGAAAUACGAACAGUAGCAGAAUCUGGUCUUGUAUUUUAUAUGGCCAGAAUUAACCAUGCAGAUUUUGCAACCAUUCAAGUAAAAGAAGGAAAGGCUCAUUUCAGCUAUGACCUUGGAAGUGGAAACAUGACCACAGUUCUUCAAAAGAAGAUAAAUGAUGGGGAAUGGCAUAAGAUCAGUAUUGAACGGAAUAAUAAGAGAGUAACAGUUACAUCUGGCAUUACUGUAGCAACUGCAGUCAGCCCUAAAAGUGCAGUAAUAUUGGAUGUUGUGGGACUGAUUUAUAUCGGAGGAUUGCCUAAGAACUACAUAACAAGAAGAAUUGGCCGUGUGGUUUACAGUAUAAAUGCUUGCAUUCGUAACUUUAGAUUGAAUGACAAAACCUUUGACCUAGAUAAUCCAGCAUCCAGCCUAGAUGUUGGCACCUGUUUUCUCAACAGUCAGCAAGGAACUUAUUUUGAUGGAACAGGAUUUGCCAAGACAGUUCAGCGUUAUAGAGUUGGAACAGAUUUACAAAUUGAGUUUGAUUUCCGCACAACUCAAAGAGAUGCCGUCCUGUUGGGAAUCAGCAGUCAGAGAGUAGACGGACUUGGUAUUGAAUUAGUCAAUGGAAAGAUAUUUGUUCACAAUGAUAAUGGAGCUGGAAUAUUUACAGCCGUCUAUGAGCCUUUGCAGUUCAAUGAGUUGUGUCGUGGACAGUGGCACAAGGUGGUAGUCAACAAAAUUAAACAUGUUUUGGAACUGACAGUGGAUGGAAAUAAAGUAGAAAGCAGAAGUGCAAGUGUAACCUCCACUGCAACUGACACCAAUGAUCCAGUCUUUAUUGGAGGACAUCCAGGUGACAUGACACAGUUAGCACUGACCAUUAAUACUCCUUUCAAAGGCUGCAUUCGUAACCUGAAACUAAUGAAGCCAACUCAGACAAUUGAAGUGGACUUCAGCAAAUCGGAGGAGCUCAAGGGUGUCCAACCGCUCACAUGCCCUGCAUAAUGGAAUUACCCAGGCUAUUUUAAACAAAGAUUAAAUGUUACAGUUCAGAAUAAGCCUGUACAAAGCAAAAAUAAUUUUGGAGACUCAAAUUAAAGAAUAUCUUCAUGUUACUUCACUGUUAUUCUUUAUUUUCUCUUUGCUAAACAUUACCGGAUAGAACAGUCCAGAAAACAGCAAUUUCACCUGCCUGUUGUAUGAUACCCCUGAUACUUAAUUGCAUUGCUGCCAGUGAAAUUAAACACCAGGCACAGCAUUUAAUAAUUCUGAGUUUUCAUUUCAGUAAAAUUAAAAAUAAGUACAUUUUAUCCUGUAGAUGCCCUUUGCCUAUUCAUUAUUUUCAUUAUGUAGUCUCCUAUUUAUUUUGCUGCUUGUUUGUGUGCAAGAAUGUAACCUGCAGUGUGGAAUAUGAUAUAACUAUUUCAGUAAACAUUGUUAAAGCAGAA